Molecule: messenger RNA, 1764 nt
Organism: Serendipita indica DSM 11827
Lineage: Eukaryota; Fungi; Basidiomycota; Agaricomycetes; Sebacinales; Serendipitaceae
Source: the annotation of a GenBank genome assembly
AUGCGCCCUGUGCGAGUCUUCUGGCCACGAGACGUCACAUCUGACGGGGUUGCUGUGGGUUGGCUCCACGAGACUGCCGUCGUUGUCGCCGACGUGGUGGAAAGCAAAGACGUGGAAAAUGUGCUCCAUGAUAGAGUAUACAAACACGAGAAAUGGCUAGAACUCAAGGAAGCUUGUAUCACGCCGCCUGAAGUUGUUGGCCAGGUCACGUUUACAGACUCAGGUUUACCAUCCUUGACACUAGCAAAUGGGGCGCAUUCAGGGGCAACCAUCACACUGGUAUUCUAUGAGCGGCUCUCUUUGUACAAAAUGCGGUUCUAUUCUCUCAAUGCUCUCGAACUGGAUAUCACGACAGAAUCGAGCACUUAUUCAUCAAACGCAAUAGACAAGGAUUUAUUAAGACAGGAGACCCUGUUUAACACCUAUCGACCGGCCAAUGCACCGUUUCCUCUUAGGACUCUUAUGAACCAAAUUAAUGCAUCCAAAGUCGUGUCCGAUGCGCUUUCCACGCCCGUCGAUAAACCAAGUGCACAGACUCAAGGACACUCAAAGCUGCCUUUUGUGCUUCAAGAAAUUAGCAAGGCACUGAUGAAUGUCUCGAUGGGGACUCUCAACUUACGCCUGUCUAUCCUUGGGUCCACCAUAACCUUCAAAGACGUAUCUGCGACUGGCAAGUACCUUCGAAGUCCCACUCAGCAGAUGGACGUCAGGCUAGAGCAAUUCUCCUUUUUCCCAUCACAAGUCGCACUGAUCAGCACUCGGAGCCGGCGCGAUAUCUCCCUUUAUGCGGCUCAAUAUAUCAAUUUCUUCAAUAAUAUCUGGUUAAUCUUCAACGACGUUGUAAUGGGAGUCGCGGCUGGCGCGAUUAUCUGCGAAAACCACGAGCGACUAGCUGAAAUACUCUAUCAAUGGACAGAGCGCUGGUCUGUCGACAGCCUCAUUCAUGCUCUGCGUUGGUUGGAUGAUUGGCCAGUGGGUCUCAAACUCAAUACAGAUCUAAGCCGAGCGCUCAGUCUUUCAUUCAUUGUUCUCACUACACUGUGGAAGAAUGUUCUGGUUGGCCUCUCUCCGUACUUUCCGACAAUGGUGUACACAAUCGGUUUAUCUGGUUAUUUUGGUCUGACGAUGAUGCUCGCAACGUCCUCCGAUACGCUUUCGCUCCUGACCAUCCAUAUCUAUCUAUCUUACCUCGCCGCAACGUCAGCUUGCCACCAGAUCAUUGUACUGGCUGGAUCUCUGUGGAAUCUUUUCCGAGGAAAACGGUACAACGUCCUCCAAAAGCGAUUGGAUUCGUGGGAGUAUAGUCUCGAUCAGCUUCUUCUUGGAACCAUGCUGUUUACCCUCGUUACAUUUCUCUCUCCGACAAUGAUCGUAUAUUAUGCACUCUUCGCGGCGGCUCGACUAAUGAUCAUCACAGUAUACGCGACCAUGGAGACACUGCUUGUCUUUAUGAAUCACUUUCCGUUAUUUGUCCUCAUGCUACGCAUCAAAGAUCCACAGCGGCUUCCAGGCGGUAUUGUAUUCGUUCCUACAAAGCGGACUGCGGUCGCCAGUCUCGAAGUCAAGAGUGUACCCAUUCCAUUCUCUGGGAUAUUCUUCCAGUACUUGCUCCUCUGGGGACGCCUUUCAUCCCAUUAUCACCCUAUUCGCUUGCUGGGACAUAUUGCUUCUGCAACAUUCAUCAACCCUAUCCCUCGAUUUUCUAUCCGGUAUUCGAUGCUCCCGACCGCGGCUCUGGACCGACGAAAGGAAAAAGUGGAUUAG